Molecule: messenger RNA, 1401 nt
Organism: Nelumbo nucifera (sacred lotus)
Lineage: Eukaryota; Viridiplantae; Streptophyta; Magnoliopsida; Proteales; Nelumbonaceae
Product: Protein phosphatase 2C family protein
Biological process (GO): protein dephosphorylation
Molecular function (GO): protein serine/threonine phosphatase activity
Source: RefSeq, a predicted model, not a curated record
AGUGACCCAUUAAUAACGGAAGGGCGGAGACGGUUUUUCAUUCUUCAGAGUUCAUCUUGACUUGAACAGCUAUGAGAAUUGAGAAAAAGCAAAAGUGUUUCAAAUCUCUAGGCUUUUCCAUAGUUUUACUCCUUCCGAACCCUUUUUUACCUUCAACGUCAGAACCCCAUAAAGUUUUACGCCAGUUCGGAUCAAUCUUCCUGACAGACUUGAAGCUCUGCAACGCCCUUAGUGAUGGGAUUGAAGGAUUUUACUCGAAAGCUCAAGGCAUUCCGGCUUAGACGAUUUCUCAAAGGAAAUUCUGAGGGCAGCAAACGAGCCUCAUGGAUGAAUCCUGUCUCGCAUGGGAUUCAUGUUAUCAAUGAUGAUAGGUCGGAGAAACUUGGAUCAGACAACUCGGGAUUGGACAGAGUUGUGGUCAGGAGAGAGCAAGUGAAUAAUCUAGAAGUGUGGGUGUUUGGAGUCUUUGAUGCUGAAGUGGGAGAUGGGGUCACUAAAUAUUUGCAAUCUCAGCUGUUUGAUAAGAAGCUCAAAGAGUCUCAUAUUAGAAGGAAGAGUAAAGAGACAAUGAGGAAGGCACAUCUUUAUACAAGAUUGAAGAUGCAUGGAGGAGACAAAGGAAAUAGGAGAUUGAGGAAAGAUGGUUCAGCAUCUGCCAUUGUGAUAAAUGGAGAGAAGGUUGUGAUAGGAAACAUGGGUGACUACAGAGCUGUUGUAUGUAGAGAUGGUUUGGCUAAUCAAAUAAACAAAAAGCACCAACGUGGGUAUUGGAGACAUUGGUCCCUGAGUCUCAUUACGGGUGCCCUUAUGCCAAAGGUGCGCAUAUUGGCAUGCGAAUUGGGAAUUGGAAGUAGUAAGCCUUCUAAAAGCUCUGAACCAGCUGUUGGUGUUGUGAGGAUUGACUCUGAUACAGAGUUCAUCAUCCUGGGAAGCAAUGGCAUAUGGGAGGUAAUGAGGAAUCAGGAAGCUGUAGAUCUCAUCAGGCACAUAGAAAAUGCACAACAAGCUGCUGAAUGGUUGGCAAAAGAGGCUUUAAUGAGAAUGAGCAAAAGCCAAAUUUCAUGUAUAGUUAUUCGUUUUGAUUGAUCUAAACACCAGAGUUCCUUUAUUUGAGCUUAGAAGUAUUCUCAUAAACAAUGCACUGAAUAUUACCCUUAAAGAGAAGAGAAACUAGCUUCUUAAGUUGUUAAAUACAACCCAGGAUCUGCAUACAAAAGAAAGCCUCGUCAGAUUUAUCUGUCUGCAGUUGAUGAAGAGAUAUGACCCAUUAAGCCUAUCUGUCAUAUUCAUUCCACCAAGGGUAUGUGGAAGUUUGGUUUGUCUCCGGCACUAUAAUCCAGCCCGGCUAAGUUUUUACUUGGUGAAUGAAUUAAUAGAACCUAGAAAAUGUUUGGCAGCUUA